GGAAAGGGGAAAGGGAACGGGAGCGAAGGCUUUUUUCAGGCAGUACGAUCCGAUCCACGGGCGGAGACGCGCGUGCGGCCCCAAAGCUUUACAAUAUUUGCCAUCAAUACCGCGAAGUUUUGAAGGUCGAUGAUGUCGGACCCGGCGCCGCUGUCCAAAACAGCCAAAUACAAGAAGAUAACUAAACCGUUACUGGAGAGGAAACGAAGGGCGCGCAUCAAUAGAUGUCUGGACGAAUUAAAGGACCUGAUGGUCGGUGCACUGGAGAUCGAUGACGACAACCUGAGCAAGCUGGAGAAGGCUGAUAUCCUUGAGCUAACCGUGAAUCACCUCACAAAGUUGCACAGACCCAAGGAUCCCGUUAUGGAAGCGAAGAAAUUUCAAGCCGGAUUCGGACAAUGCGCGGCUGAGGCUUGUAGAUUUAUUAUGUCCGUACCAGAUUUAGACUCAAAAGUUAGUCAAAAUCUCGUUGGACAUCUGUCGAGACUGAUCACAUCCCAGCCGCUGACGAUUCAAGUACCGGAGAGGUCUUCAUUUUCGCCGCCGACAUCUCCAUCGUCCGUUGUCUCCGAUAGACAUCAUUACUACAGCGAUCACGAGAGAUCAUCCUCAGACGCUGAGGACUCUGUAUACUCGGGAGACAGCGCAACAAAACAAUGGACAUACAAACCCAGUAAUAAACAAAGUUUACCAGUCACCGGAUUACUUACGACGGUUGACAAGCUAUCGCCCCAUAACCCAGAACACACCUUCAACGGCCAUCGGAACGGGACUUACUUUAACAAAGUUCCAGCUGAAGCGAAAGACGUUAUAUUGCAGAAGAUAAGACAACACAUCAUGGACAAACGCGGCAACGAGUACGUCGGACACAUGGAUGUCAACGCAAACGCGGACAUCCCCAACGAGAACAGGUACCUUCGUGAGGAGGUCUACAGGAGUGAAGCGCAUCACUAUCCAGUGCAUUACACGACCAACGACACGUUGGAUCUCAGAAAAGUAAGAUCGCCAGCAAGACAAGCACAAGAGAAAUUGAAUUCCCCGCCGGAACCGAUCCAUCCGAACUCAGAAUCGGAACAUUUAGACAAAAAGCUCCAAAUAUCCGUCAGCGUUCCGGAACAUUGCGAGUCUCCGAUGGACUACAGCAACUUGCCGCCCAAGAAGAAGAGGAAGUUGAUCGAGUACCAGGAGUACAAAAAACAGGAGGAGGCGAGGAGGCAGAACGCUUUCUACGAGGAAAAGGAACGCCGAUACGGAGCGCCUUCCGACAGCGAGACCGACGCCAACAAGUGGCGACCUUGGUGAUCGAUAAAAUUACUAUCGAAUCUCGAUGUUAAAAAUCUUAUUCACAAGAUAACUCGAUAUAGUAGAGGACGCCUUUGAGAGAAAGCGUUCCCAUAUUGCGAAAAUCGCCGUAUCGCUUGAUUACUGUCGAUGUGAUAUUAAUACUUCCACGUCAAAGCUUUAAUUUGUUUUAACUCGUUUUAUUAUCUAAGAACUAAUAUGUGCCUUAUUUAAGAUUGUUUAAUGUUAAGUUUCAAUUGAUAUGCGGUAAUGUGCCAUGAACUGAUCUCUGUCUUCCUUGGAUAAACGUAAUAAUUUUUGUAUCUUUAUCGUAAAAAUAAAAAAAUCGUCUGUUUAUAUUAAGUUUUGUAACCGUUUUAAGGAUUUGUACAAAAUAUUAUAUUGUGUGAUCUA
Messenger RNA from Danaus plexippus (monarch butterfly), 1695 nucleotides. RefSeq names its product transcription factor HES-4-like. The transcript is spliced from 3 exons. The coding region runs from base 130 to 1302 and encodes 390 amino acids. Gene Ontology annotation, cellular component: nucleus. The record is from RefSeq and is a predicted model, not a curated record. NCBI's taxonomy places the organism in Eukaryota, Metazoa, Arthropoda, Insecta, Lepidoptera, Nymphalidae. Gene Ontology annotation, molecular function: protein dimerization activity; RNA polymerase II cis-regulatory region sequence-specific DNA binding; DNA-binding transcription factor activity, RNA polymerase II-specific. Gene Ontology annotation, biological process: regulation of transcription by RNA polymerase II; regulation of neurogenesis; anterior/posterior pattern specification.